ACCCAAACCAAAAGCCUACCGCCAUACAGCAAACUGCAAACAUGUUGAGCCUUACAACACUUUCUCUACUCCUCCCUCUUAGUACCGCUUUCGUCAUCAAAGACGUCCAAAAGCCAUUACCCCCUUCUCAAAAUACCCUCACUCCCUCCCUCGACAAUAUCUCCAUCCCAACCUUCGAAAGAUUCGCCAUCGAAGACAUGAGCGACACAGCAUUCUAUCUGCAUCAUAAAUCCACAAAACAUCUCCUCGGCGAGCGUUCCUACCUUCUCCUUCGUCAAGCAGAACUCGAGAGCAGAGAAGACGAGAUUUGGAAUUGGAUUUGGAAGAACGAGGUGGAAUGUGGGAAUUGGGCUGAUGAAGGCUUGGACGAUUACGAGGAUCAGCUGAGACUAUGGUUAUCAGAUAAUCGUGUGUUUAGUGUCGAUCCAACAGUCGUGCCUCAGCAUAUCAUCACUGGUAUCGAAGAUCUGGCCACGCAAGAGUGGAAGACGCGAUCGGAGAUGAGACGGAGGAGUUAUUGCAGCGAGGAUCGUGACGACGAUAAGGACGGCGGAAAGUCGUCCAUAAGCGGACUCGAGACUUCUGAGCCUGCCUGGAGAGCAGUCGUCCCUGAUGAGUACCUUGUCUACCAGAUUCCCUCCAGUGUUCUGGAACAGGAGAUGGAGAAGGAGCAGGAGGUUUGGGAGGCCCGUGUGGAGAAGAAGAAGCAGGAUAUUUUGGCCGGCAGGUUGUCUGUUAGAGACAUGAAAAUGCCUGACCUUGCAAAGUGUGAGAAGCUGGAGUCGCGUGUCUGGCAGGAAGAUCACUAGACAUAUGACCGAUCUAGUAUUGACAGGGCAGAGAAUCUUGUCUUGUCAAAGUUAGAGAAACAGAGGAAGCCUGAAAAGCAUCCAUAAUUACACAUCUGCUUGCAUCUCAAGAAAACGAGAGUGUGGAGAAG
Messenger RNA from Aureobasidium subglaciale EXF-2481, 940 nucleotides. RefSeq lists its product as uncharacterized. The record is from RefSeq and is a predicted model, not a curated record. Bases 42 to 809 code for a protein of 255 amino acids. NCBI's taxonomy places the organism in Eukaryota, Fungi, Ascomycota, Dothideomycetes, Dothideales, Saccotheciaceae. The transcript has a single exon.